Messenger RNA from Scutellospora calospora, 1005 nucleotides. The record is from the annotation of a GenBank genome assembly. NCBI's taxonomy places the organism in Eukaryota, Fungi, Glomeromycota, Glomeromycetes, Diversisporales, Gigasporaceae.
CCUACUCUUUGUCAUUCAUCUAAAAGCCAGAUUGAUACAUUCAAAAAUUUUCUUGAGUUGAAUUUUCGCUUGCCUAAAGGUCAGGGGAUUGCAACACUAAAUAGAACGUCUCAAAAUGAGGCAUUCAAUAGAGUCAAAUUAGUAUAUCUAGAUAAAAAAAUUAACUACUGGAAGUCAUAUGCUGCCAGGCAUGCAUUGGCAGUUUUACAUUAUAAUGAAAGCGUGAUAGAAAGUAGCUAUUCUGCCCAACAAAAAUUAAAUGAAUUGGCGGAAUUCGAUUUCGACAAGGAACUAGUACCAUAUAAAAAGAAAGUGCUAGAACGGCUACUCAAUAAUGAGUUUUAUCCAUCCUUUGCUCUGUUGAUUGUGGACUUCAAUGUAACUAUAAGAUGUAUUGGAUGCUACGUUUUUAAAAAAUGCUUUAAGGAUAAUAAAAUAGAAAAUGAAAUGCAACAAGAUGCAAUAGAAAAUGAAAUAUUAGUAGAUAAAAUAGAAAAUGAAAUGCAACAAAGUGAAAUAAACCAACCUCAAGGUUUAGCCCAGUGUGUUAAAAUAAUUGCAGAAAACAUUUUUAAAUUUAAAUUUCCAAAACCAGAACAAGUAGAUGCAAUAAAAUAUUAUAUGGAAGAUGAAAAAGAUACGCUUAUAAUUAUGAAAACUAGUAGCGGAAAAUCUUUUUGCUAUGGAAAUUUAGGAAAGUUAAAACGAUAUUUUCCUAAUAUUCAGAUCAUGGCUCUUAUUGCAACUUUAUCUUAUGAUAAUGCAAUAGCUCUUCGGAAUGAUUUAAAUAUUGAUGAAAACAACUUUAGGGUUGUAAGGGAAAAUGAUUUAUUUUUGAGUUUGAUUGAUAGUGUAGAAGAAACUGGUCAUACGAUAAUUUAUUGUGCUCGCGUUAAGGACUGUCUUAAAGUAUUUGAGGCGUUAGAUCAAAAGAUAGAAAAAAUAAUAGAUGUUUAUAAUGGUCAAUUGCUAGAUAGUGAAAAGAAUGAUGUGAUAAAAAGAUAG